Messenger RNA from Toxotes jaculatrix (banded archerfish), 1141 nucleotides. RefSeq names its product leptin-like. The transcript is spliced from 2 exons. Lineage: Eukaryota; Metazoa; Chordata; Actinopteri; Toxotidae. Bases 60 to 620 code for a protein of 186 amino acids. The record is from RefSeq and is a predicted model, not a curated record.
UGGAGAACUACAAACAACAUUUAGGCAGAAUUUAGAAGAAACCUGUAUAAUCUCUGAUCAUGUCCAAUGUCAUUCUUCUCCUAGGAAUAUCAGUGCUAUUCCGAAUUCUGUACAUCCUGGGAAAUACCACAAAUAUGGACUACACACUGGCCCUGUUGUUUUCUCUGCUGCAAGUUUUAAGUGUGUGCACAGCUGCUCCUCUGCCAGCAGACGUUGUGACGAUGAAAUCUAAAGUAAAAUGGAUGGCUGAGCAGCUGGUUGUCAGACUGAACAAUAACUUUGAGGUCCCUCCUGGACUGACACUCAGUCCACCUGCUGAUGAUCUGGAUGGACCUUCCUCCAUAGUGACGGUCUUGGACGGUUAUAACAGCCUGAUCUCUGACACUUUUAACGGGGUCUCCCAGGUCAAGUUGGACAUCUCUUCGUUGACGGGUUACCUGGAUCAGUGGAGGCAGGGGCACUGCAGCGAGCAGCAGCCAAAGCCCUCUGUGCCCGGGCCGCUGCAAAAGCUUCAGAGUCGAAAGGAGUUCAUUCACACGGUGAGCAUCGAAGCUCUCAUGAGAGUGAAAGAGUUCCUCAAUCUGCUGCUGAAAAAUCUGGACCGUCUCAACACUUGCUGACUUUGGACCAAUAUUUAUAAGUUGUUGGCUUGAUUUUUGGACUGGCCAUGUUGGACUUCUGCAAUGUGUUUUGAAGGAAAUUUAUUCUUGAACAUGAGCUUAUUUAUACAUAUAUUUAUUUAUCUACUUUAUUAAGGAUAUAUGUAUUUUGUAACAAACAUUGUCUUUUCAUCAGCAUGCCUGCAGCCAAAGUAUAGCUUCCACAGGAAUGUUUGUAUGCAAACGGAUCUACGGCACGCUUUGGACACACAGAUAAAUCAGCUGCUUGUAGGUUUGUAUUUUGACACCACUGUUGUGUCAACAAAGAACCCACCGAGUGAAAAAUAUGAAUCUAAGCAUUAAUUCAGACCUGAAGCUGAAUCAGCAGAAUAAGGAAGCAUCACAGUGGACAGUGAUAUCACGUCUGGAAAUUCCUGAAAAAAAGGAGGAAACUUGCCAGGAAUAACAGAUGUGUUUGUAUGAGAACUAGAUGGACAGGAAGGGUAAAGGGCGACUUCAAUUUCAGUGCAAUACCAGGAGCU